UUCUGAAGAUGUUUCUACCUGAAACAUAGAGUCUCGGGCUUAUAACUUGUGCAGAUAUAAUCCAGAAUGCAGUUGCUCAGUUUAAACAGGAGUCGCAUGUGCUCUUUCAAAGCAGAAAGAGUGAAGCUCUAAUUCUGUACCCUGAUAAAAUGGCAUUUUCAGAGAAAAUAGAUUCAGUGCUAGAAGAAUCACCAGGGAAAUGCACCAGAGAAGAUGCACUGCAGACAGAUGCAUCUGGAUCCCCUCCAGAAAUGGAAGUGCCAAAAUUUUCAUCUGAAGAACAAACCAAAGAAAUGGAGAUGCCUUCCGAAGGCAUCCCCUCUACUGAAUUCCCAGAAGAAUCAGAAGGAAGAUGCACCACAGAAGGAGCACUCCAGACAGGUGCAUCUGGAUCUCCUCCAGAAAUGGAGCAGCCAAAAUUUUCAUCUGAAGAACAAACUGAAGAAAAGGAGAUGACUUCCAAAGGCAUCCCUGUACUGAAUUCCCAGAAGAAUCAGAAGGAAGAUGCACCACAGAAGGAACACUCCAGACAGGUGCAUCUGGAUUUUCUCCAGAAAUGGAGCAGCCAAAAUUUUCAUCUGAAGAACAAACUGAAGAAAAGGAGAUGACUUCCGAAGGCAUCCCCUCUACUGAAUUCCCAGAAGAAUCAGAAGGAAGAUGCACCACAGAAGGAACACUCCAGACAGGUGCAUCUGGAUUUUCUCCCAGAAAUGGCGCUGCCAAAAUUUUCAUCUGAAGAACAAACUGAAGAAAAGGAGAUGACUUCCGAAGGCAUCCCCUCUACUGAAUUCCCAGAAGAAUCAGAAGGAAGAUGCACCACAGAAGGAACACUCCAGACAGGUGCAUCUGGAUUUUCUCCAGAAAUGGAGCAGCCAAAAUUUUCAUCUGAAGAACAAACUGAAGAAAAGGAGAUGACUUCCGAAGGCAUCCCCUCUACUGAAUUCCCAGAAGAAUCAGAAGGAAGAUGUACCACAGAAGGAGCACUCCAGACAGGUGCAUCUGGAUCUCCUCCAGAAAUGGAGCAGCCAAAAUCUUUAUCUGAAGAGGAAACUGAGGAAAAGGUGAUGACUUCAGAAUGCAUCCCCUCUACUGAAUUUCCAGAAUCAGAAGGAAAAUGCACUAGAGAAAGCGCACUCCAGAUGGAUAUAUCUGGAUCCACUCCAGAAAUAGAGCUGCCAAAAUCUUCAUCAGAAGUAGAAACUGACGAAAAGAUUAUGACUUCAGAGGGCAUCCCCUGUACUGACUUUUCAGAAGAAUCAGAAGGAAAAAGCACUAGAGAUGGUGCACUCCAAAUGAGUACAUCUGGAUCCACUCCAGAAAUAGACCUGCCAAAAUCUUCAUCAGAAAUAGAAACUGAGAAAAAGGUUAUGAUGACUUCAGAAGAAAUAUCUUCUGCUGAAUUUGCAGAAGAAUCAGCAGAAAGAUGCACCAGAGAAGAUUCACUCCAGUCAUGUACAUCUCAAUCUCCUCCAGACAUGGAGCUGCUAACAUCUUCAUCUCUGAAGAAGCUGAGCAAAAGGUGAUGACUUCAGAACCAUUCCUGACCCCUACUGAAUUUCCAAAAUAUGUUCAGGCUGAAACAAUAGAGUUUGAGAGUUACAAAAUUGUGCAGAAAAUGAGUGCAGUCACUCAAUUUCAACAAUCGCAAGAGGCCACUUCUCCUUUAAUGCAGAAGAGUGAAUUGUGUCUAACGGGUUUAAAUGAAUUUGGAAUUCAGGAAGUUUUACAAGUUCGUCAGCAAGUUUCUCUGGCAGAAGAGAAAAAUCAUGAAAUUCAGCCAACAACUGUAAAUGCAGACACAGAAGAAGCCGUUAAAGUAGCAAAAGAAAUGCCUUCAUGUUCUAUAGUAUCUGAAGAUAGAGAAAACUGGAAUUCCAGAAAGACAGAUGCUGAUCUUGAAACUGUGAAAGAGAAUGUAAGCAAAACAGAAAGUAAGCAAUAUGAUUCAAAGCCUGAAUUAAAAGCGGAUGUAGUUGUUUCAACAGAGACUCAAACAUCAUGCUAGGAAGUAUUGUCUCAGGUGAUCAUCCAGUAGGCUCUCUUGAAACAGAACAAUCAACAAGAAAAGAUUUAGAAGUUGGGCUUAUAGACGAAAACCAAGAAAACUUAAUAGAACAUCAGACUCCGAGGAAGAGAAAAGAAGAUUACAGCCAAUCAACAGAAUUUCCUGAGAUGCCUAAGAGGAAGAUACCACAUCUGGUGACAGUCCUCAGCUUCAGACAAAACUCGGAAAAUUCUGAGGUGUAAGAAAAUUCUUACACUUAAACAUUUCUGUUGAAGAUUGUUGAAGACUGCUUCUUACAUUUGGAGGGACCAGUACCCAAAGAAGGUAGCAGAAAAGGAUGGAUUCUGCUUAAACUGGCUGAAGACCAAUGAUUUUGCUGUGAGAACAUGUCUGUGCUUUCAGAUGUUUUUCUGACAAAGUCACCUGACAAUCCUGAGCUACCAUCAGGAGCUUGAGCCACCUCCUUUAAUUUUGAUUGUGAAUACUUCCUUUCACAAUAUUCUUUUACUUUUAUUUUUGUUGUUGAUGAAGAGAUUGGGGUGGGUUAUUGAAUGGGGGCAGGAAGUUUUUCUGUUCAAAUGAUGUCAGUCUCUUAAUCUGGAAAAGAAGUUGGCAUCAUGUGAGAUUCUCUUUCUACCAAUGCUUCUCAAACUGGAUUGUAAUUCUUUGUGUAUUUAUGUUAACCUCUUCUUUCUAUGUAAAAGAUUGAAAGAAAAUUAUUUCACUUGUUUGGGCCAAGAAGUAUUAUGAAUGACCCACCACUAACUAUCGAUGGUUCCAACCAACUUAACAUUGGUUUCCCAUUUGCUUGGAGGAAUGUGAGAAUAAAUGUUUUAUGAUAUAUUUGCUAUUGAUUUCAGAAAGGUCAUUGCCAAACAAUGCACCUUCUCUUGAUCUGUUAGUAAAUUGUAAAUCUAAUUCAUACUUCAUGAAUAGUGAAAUACACUGUGAUUUCUUUAAAGUAAUUUAAAUAAGUAUAUUUGGCUUACAUUUAUAUUUGCAUUCAUAUUCAGAAUAAAUGCAUUAUAUGAAUAUUUAGGAUGCCUGGAGUAAAUACACUCAAUUUUGUUCAAUGCAACUCAUAAUAUGAGAUGCACUUACAAAAUGGGCAGGCUUCAAAUGCUCAGCAACUGAAUAAUCAUUAAAUAUUCUUCUUUCAGAAUUUGACUUUCAAGUCACCAAGUUGUAUAGCCAGUCAAAUUAAAUUGCAUUUUGUAGUCUUCAUAUCUAUCUAAAUGAGCUUUUUCCAAGGCCCCCAGCAGACUCAUUGUCCUACCUGUAUUAUAUUUUAUUUGACAUGUACCCAGGAAACUAUAGAUGCGUACUGUUAAGAGCUGCACAAUGAGGAAUAA
Molecule: messenger RNA, 3357 nt
Organism: Thamnophis elegans (Western terrestrial garter snake)
Lineage: Eukaryota; Metazoa; Chordata; Lepidosauria; Squamata; Natricidae
Product: cilia- and flagella-associated protein 251-like
Exons: 2
Coding region: 711-1523 (270 amino acids)
Source: RefSeq, a predicted model, not a curated record